Messenger RNA from Penicillium longicatenatum, 1593 nucleotides. Its product is annotated as sugar porter family MFS transporter. The transcript has 4 exons. The annotation marks the transcript as partial. Gene Ontology annotation, cellular component: membrane. NCBI's taxonomy places the organism in Eukaryota, Fungi, Ascomycota, Eurotiomycetes, Eurotiales, Aspergillaceae. Gene Ontology annotation, biological process: carbohydrate transport; transmembrane transport. The record is from RefSeq and is a predicted model, not a curated record. Gene Ontology annotation, molecular function: carbohydrate:proton symporter activity.
GCCUUCCUGCUCACGAUGUGGAAAUCUUCAAAGCCCUACUUCGGCCUCCGGGGAGGAUGGCUUACCUUCUGGAUUACAUUGGCCUGUGGUGCAGAUAUGACACUGUCUGGCUAUGAUCAAGGGGUAUUCAGUGGAGUUGUCAUUUCACAGGACUUUCUUUGGCGUCAUGACCUUGAAGGACCUACCAAGACAACACUCCUCGGCACUGUGACUGCUAUUUACGACGUGGGUUGUUGUCUUGGUUCCUUGCUUGCCUACUCCGUCGGAGAGCGACUUGGUCGAAGGAACACGGUUCUGCUUGGCACAAUUGUUAUGACAAUUGGUGCUAUCCUGCAGGCCUCUUCUUACAGUCUGGGCCAAAUGAUGUCAGGCCGCGUUGUGGCUGGGAUCGGAAAUGGUCUUAACACCUCAACAGCGCCCAUUUGGCAGGUUGAAACCUCCAAGGUCCAAUGGCGAGGGAAACUGGUCAUCCUUGAGAAUUGCCUUCUCCUGGUCGGCUUUUCCCUUGCAAAUUGGCUAAAUUAUGGUCUCUCCUUUGCUAAUGGUCCGGUUUCGUGGCGCUUCCCCUUGUCCUUCCAGAUGAUCUUCAACAUCAUGAUCUUUUGCACGGUGCCAUGGCUUCCUGAGUCCCCUCGAUGGCUCAUUGCUCACGAUCGUUCGGACGAGGCUCUCCAGAUCAUCGCCGAUCUCGAGGGACUACAAACUACCGACGCCUUUGUUCAGCUUCAGCUCAGCGAGAUACAAUACAGUGUGGAGUACGAGAGAUCCAAUAGCGUCGGUUUCGGUGACAUUAUCCGUGGUCGAGCUCGAGAGAAAUCAGGAACCAACACAAUCCGUCGUCUCGUGCUGGGCAUGGGAGCGCAGGCAUUCCAGCAGUUUACCGGAAUCAAUGUGACAUCUUACUAUCUCCCGACCGUUCUCAGCUCAUCAGUCGGGCUAAGUGAAUCACUGGCAAGGCUACUCACAGCAUGCAACAGUGUCCAAUACCUUUGCUUUUCCUUGAUCGGCAUCCCCAACGUGGAGCGAUGGGGCCGUCGUAGAUUGAUGAUGUUCGGCUGCGCAGGGAUGUGCUUCUGCUACAUCUUCAUCACGGCGCUCAUAAGAUACAAUGAGAUGUCUGGAUAUCCUCAUCGAGAGCAAGUGGCAUCCGCAUCAGUGGCAUUCUUCUUCCUGUAUUACGUUUUCUUCGGCAUUGGCAUGCAGGGUGUACCGUGGCUUUAUCCUACCGAAAUCAACUCACUCACAAUGCGAACAAAGGGAGCAGCGUUGGGAGCCGCAACAAAUUGGAUCAUGAAUUUCAUGGUUGUCGAAAUCACACCAAUUGGCAUCCAAAACCUUGGCUGGAAGUUUUACAUCAUCUGGGUUGUGCUGAAUGCUUCAAUCAUACCGACUGUAUAUCUGUUCUACCCAGAGACUGCUGGUCGGACUUUGGAAGACAUGGAUGACUACUAUCGUGGCAGUCCGCCUCUUCUGGCAUGCCUCGACAAGGAAGCAAUCUCUAGUAAGCGUCCUGAGAAGUAUCAAGCUCGAGACAAGCAUGUCAUGCAUGCCAAAGGAGACGAAGCAGCGGAGCACGUUGAAAGUGUGACGUGA